This is a messenger RNA of Somion occarium, 807 nucleotides long. NCBI's taxonomy places the organism in Eukaryota, Fungi, Basidiomycota, Agaricomycetes, Polyporales, Cerrenaceae. The record is from the annotation of a GenBank genome assembly.
GCUACUCGAAGGUUCUCGCCAUAGGAGUGAUGCCAAAAAUGGAUUGCUAGCAUCAUAUCUUUGGUCACUCGAGUGUCAUAGGAGUUAGUAUGAUGCAAGACGGUUGUAUAAAAUAAGGGGUCCGUUGAGUCGUGAGUUGCCUUCAUACCACAUUUAAGCCAUAUUUUCAAACAAAACAAUCACCGUUCCACAAUCUCGAAAUGGCACACUUCCACGUCUACGAGCCGUUCUACUCGCUGUCCGACUUCGACCGUCUCUUCGAUGAAGCGUUCACUGCUCGCAGCGAUGAACCCAAACAACUCCAGAGACUGCUCCCUACCACCUUGAGGCCAAGGAUGGACGUUCAUGAGGACGAGAAACAAAACAUCGUUACUGGGAUAUUCGAACUCCCAGGCGUGAAGAAGGAAGACAUCAACCUCGAUGUGACCAACAAUCUCCUCACCGUCUCAGGGGAGUCUAAGCAGUCAACUGAGCGCGAUGAGGCAGGCUAUGUCGUUCGUGAGCGAAGAGCCGGCAAAUUCUCUCGUUCUAUCUCUGUCCCUCAGGGCGUUAAGACUGAGGAUAUCAAAGCGUCAUUCGACAACGGCGUGUUGACAGUGACGUUCCCCAAAAGGACACCGGAGCAGGCACCAAAGAGGAUUACGAUCUCGUAGAGGCCUCACUUCCCAAUCAUAUGUACAGUACUAGGUCAAUUCGUGCAUCCAGUCUCAUACCCUCUGCAAUGUAACAUAACUUCAUUACGACGUUACCUUCAUUGACAUUGAUAUUUAACUGGGUUAUUGACAACGUAAGAUGUGAGAAAACAGU